AUGGCGGUGGGACUAAGCCCCUUCUCCUCCCGCCGCCAAAGGCUCUCACCUCAUAUUUCCCACAAACCCCUCCGCGCGGUCCCGCUCGCCGAAACCUGCCCGGCCGAUGUCCGGCCACUGCGCACGCGCAGGAUAACGUCACGUGCAUUCCCAGGGAUCGACGGGGCUGGGAGGAGGGGCCUGCCAGCUUCCGCCGCCGCGUCGCUUCAGGGCUCGGACGGGGGCGCGGCCUGCGCGAGCGCGGCGGCCGAGGCAGUGGAGCCGGCCGCCCGCGAGCUGUUCGAGGCUUGCCGCAACGGGGACGUGGAGCGAGUCAAGCGGCUGGUGACUCCCGAGAAGGUGAACAGCCGCGACACGGCGGGCAGGAAAUCCACCCCUCUCCACUUUGCCGCAGGUUUUGGGCGGAAAGAUGUAGUUGAAUAUUUGCUUCAGAAUGGAGCAAAUGUCCAAGCACGUGAUGAUGGGGGUCUGAUCCCUCUUCAUAAUGCAUGCUCUUUUGGUCAUGCUGAAGUAGUCAAUCUCCUUCUGCGACAUGGUGCAGACCCAAAUGCCCGAGAUAAUUGGAAUUAUACUCCUCUCCAUGAAGCUGCAAUUAAAGGAAAGAUUGAUGUUUGUAUUGUGCUCUUACAGCAUGGAGCUGAGCCAACCAUCCGAAAUACAGAUGGAAGGACAGCAUUGGAUUUAGCAGACCCAUCUGCCAAAGCAGUGCUGACUGGUGAAUAUAAGAAGGAUGAACUCUUGGAAAGUGCCAGGAGUGGCAACGAGGAAAAAAUGAUGGCUCUCCUUACACCGUUAAAUGUCAACUGCCAUGCAAGUGAUGGCAGAAAGUCAACUCCAUUGCAUUUGGCAGCAGGAUACAACAGAGUAAAGAUUGUACAGCUGUUAUUGCAACAUGGAGCUGAUGUUCAUGCUAAAGAUAAAGGUGAUCUGGUGCCAUUACACAAUGCCUGUUCUUAUGGUCAUUAUGAAGUAACUGAACUUCUGGUCAAGCAUGGUGCCUGUGUAAAUGCAAUGGACUUGUGGCAAUUCACUCCUCUUCAUGAGGCAGCUUCUAAGAACAGAGUUGAAGUUUGUUCUCUUCUCUUAAGUUAUGGUGCAGAUCCAACACUGCUAAACUGCCACAGUAAAAGUGCUAUAGACUUGGCUCCCACACCACAGUUAAAAGAAAGAUUAGCAUGUGAGUAUCAAAUUAUGAAUGUUCAGCUAGGAUACUGUAUCAAUAAACUGAGCAUUUUUUCUCUCCUGUUUUUAGAAAUAAUGAAUCUGCAGCAAAGUCAUGAGGAUCAGAUGCAUUGUGCAGCUGCAUCUCCAUAUCCCAAAAGAAAACAAAUAUGUGAACUGUUACUAAGAAAAGGAGCAAACAUCAAUGAAAAGACUAAAGAAUUCUUGACUCCUCUGCACGUGGCAUCUGAGAAAGCUCAUAAUGAUGUUGUCGAAGUAGUGGUAAAACAUGAAGCAAAGGUUAAUGCUCUGGAUAAUCUUGGUCAGACUUCUCUGCACAGAGCUGCACAUUGUGGUCAUCUACAAACCUGCCGCCUACUCCUGAGCUAUGGGUGCGAUCCUAACAUUAUAUCCCUUCAGGGCUUUACUGCCUUACAGAUGGGAAAUGAAAAUGUGCAGCAACUGCUUCAAGGUAUUAAAUGCUUCUGUGAAAUUAGUUUUUUAAAUUUCACCUUUAAAAAUUUUCACAUAGCAGGUAAACUGUGUACUGUACAGAGUGUCAACUGCAGAGACAUUGAAGGGCGUCAGUCUACACCACUCCACUUUGCAGCUGGGUACAACAGGGUGUCAGUGGUGGAAUAUCUGCUGCAACAUGGAGCUGAUGUGCAUGCUAAAGAUAAAGGAGGCCUUGUACCUUUGCACAAUGCAUGUUCUUAUGGACAUUAUGAAGUCGCAGAACUUCUUGUUAAGCAUGGAGCAGUAGUUAAUGUAGCUGAUUUAUGGAAAUUUACGCCUUUACAUGAAGCUGCAGCAAAAGGAAAAUAUGAAAUUUGCAAACUUCUACUCCAGCAUGGUGCGGACCCUACAAAGAAAAACAGGGAUGGAAAUACCCCUUUGGAUCUUGUUAAAGAUGGAGAUACAGAUAUCCAAGAUCUACUUAGGGGUGAUGCAGCUUUGCUAGAUGCUGCCAAGAAGGGUUGUUUAGCCAGAGUAAAGAAGUUGUCUUCACCUGAUAAUGUAAACUGCCGAGAUACCCAAGGCCGACAUUCAACACCAUUACAUUUAGCAGCUGGUUAUAAUAAUUUAGAAGUUGCAGAAUAUUUGUUACAACAUGGAGCUGAUGUGAAUGCCCAAGACAAAGGAGGACUUAUUCCUUUACAUAAUGCAGCAUCUUAUGGGCACGUAGAUGUAGCAGCUUUAUUAAUAAAGUAUAAUGCAUGUGUCAAUGCCACGGACAAAUGGGCUUUCACACCUCUGCACGAAGCAGCCCAAAAGGGACGAACACAGCUUUGUGCUUUAUUGUUGGCCCACGGAGCUGAUCCUACUCUUAAAAAUCAGGAAGGACAAACACCUUUAGAUUUAGUUUCAGCAGAUGAUGUCAGCGCCCUCCUGACAGCAGCCAUGCCUCCUUCUGCUCUGCCUUCAUGUUAUAAACCUCAAGUGCUUAAUGGUGUGAGAAGCCCUGGAGCCACCACAGAUGCUCUGUCCUCAGGUCCAUCCAGCCCAUCAAGCCUUUCUGCAGCCAGCAGUCUUGACAACUUAUCCGGGAGUUUUUCUGAACUGUCUUCGGUAGUUAGUUCAAGUGGAACAGAGGGCACUUCCAGUUUGGAGAAAAAGGAGGUUCAAGGAGUAGAUUUUAGUAUAACUCAAUUUGUAAGGAAUCUUGGACUUGAGCACCUAAUGGAUAUAUUUGAAAGAGAACAGAUCACUUUGGAUGUAUUAGUUGAGAUGGGGCACAAGGAGCUGAAGGAGAUUGGAAUCAAUGCUUACGGACAUAGACACAAACUAAUUAAAGGAGUUGAGAGACUGAUCUCUGGACAACAAGGUCUUAACCCAUAUUUAACUUUGAACACCUCUGGUAGUGGAACAAUUCUCAUAGAUCUGUCUGCUGAUGAUAAAGAGUUUCAGUCUGUGGAAGAAGAGAUGCAGAGUACAGUUCGAGAGCACAGAGAUGGAGGCCAUGCAGGUGGAAUCUUCAACAGAUACAAUAUUCUUAAGAUUCAGAAGGUUUGUAACAAGAAACUAUGGGAAAGAUAUACUCACCGGAGAAAAGAAGUUUCUGAAGAAAACCACAACCAUGCAAAUGAAAGAAUGCUUUUUCAUGGGUCUCCCUUUGUGAAUGCAAUUAUCCAUAAAGGCUUUGAUGAAAGGCAUGCAUACAUCGGUGGUAUGUUUGGAGCUGGGAUUUAUUUUGCUGAAAACUCUUCCAAAAGCAAUCAGUAUGUAUAUGGAAUUGGAGGAGGUACUGGGUGUCCAGUUCACAAAGACAGAUCUUGUUAUGUUUGCCACAGGCAGCUGCUCUUUUGCCGAGUAACCUUGGGAAAGUCUUUCCUGCAGUUCAGUGCAAUGAAAAUGGCACAUUCUCCUCCAGGUCAUCACUCAGUCACUGGCCGACCCAGUGUAAAUGGCCUAGCAUUAGCUGAAUAUGUUAUUUACAGAGGAGAACAGGCUUAUCCUGAAUAUUUAAUUACUUACCAGAUUGUGAGGCCUGAAGGUAUGGUCGAUGGAUAAAUAUUUAGUUGCUUUAGGAAGUUAAUUUCAUUUAACCUACAAUCAUUGAAGCAGCUGGUGGCCUCGAAGUUUUACUCCUUUGCUGAAAAAAAGUCAUCUUGCCAACAGGCCUGUGGCAAAAAGAUAAAAAAUGUGAAAGAAGUUUAACAUUCUGACUUGAUAAAGCUUUAAUAAUGUACAGUGUUUUCUAAAUAUUUCCUGUUUUUCAGCACUUUAACAGAUGCCAUUCCAGGUUAAACUGGGUUUGUCUGUACUAAAUUAUAAACAGAGUUAACUUGAACCUUUUAUACGUUAUGGAUUGAUUCUAACAGAAACUGUAAUACCCUCAACAGAACUCAUUUUACUAAUACAGUACUGUGUUCUUUAAAACACAGCAUUUACACUGAAUACAAUUUCAUUUGUAAAACUGUAAAUAAGAGCUUUUGUACUAGCCCAAUAUUUAUUUACAUUGCUUUGUAAUAUAAAUCUACUGUUUCAGAACUGUAGCGGUUUACAAGUUUUUUCAUAUGUACUGCUCAUCUGCACUUCAUCUUGCAUCAUCACGAUUGAGAAGUCUUUACAGUUGAUUCCAGAGGCUAUGUUGAGUUAUUAGCAGAAACUUUGUUGGGAAAGAUUGAUUUAUCAGAUUUAAUUUGCUGUUGGAAGCAUUUGUCUCUCAUUAGAAAUCUUUCUUAUUUCAGAAUUUAUGGAUACUCUGGGGAUUUAAUUUGCGAUACUUUUAUAUGUUUAAGACACACAUUCCAAAGAGCUCUAACUAUGAUAGGCCCUGAGUACUAAAGGAGCUUCUUUGCUGGCUUCAAACUCUAGGUUUCGUGUUAGAAAAAUCUUUUAAUGCCAUUAUCUGAAAGGAAUUAGAACAAAUGCUCCUAUUUUUUAGAGAGUCUAAGUCCUACUAUUGAACAGUUGUGGUGUUCCUUUCAUGGAAUAUAAAUAGCAAGUUAAAUUUCAGAGGUGGGAAGGGUAAUCCUGGAUAAUUUCCCAAUCUGUUUUAAUUACCUUAAAGCAAAAGGGAAAAACCAACAAAUGGGAUUGGGUAGUUCUUUAUCCUAAGUAUUUUUUUUCCUGUUCUUUUUCCUUGCCCUUAUUAUUAUAUUUAUAACCGGUCUAUGCAUCAUGGGUAAACUGAAUGCAGAACCAUAAAAUAUAGGUGUCUCAGCCCGUUCCUGGCCUGUAUGGGCAAGUACAGUGAGAUGGGUGCUUCCUGCUCCUGGGUUGCCUCUCCAUGACUUUAUGCCCAACUGGUAAUGUGCUUUUGGUUUGUGCACCACGUGGUGACCGGGCUGGUGUUCAGUUUGGCAGCUAUGGAGGGAAGUACUAUCCCAUAAAAUGCCAUUCCUGACUGUUUUCUAAUGUAAAACUAUCUUUUACGUGAAGCAUGCUCAUGCAUCUUGGUACAGAGACAUACAUUACAGCUUGGCAGUCUAUUUUAUUUGUUGAUUGCAGCUCCCUCAGAAGUCAAGGGAAGAUUUUUCCACACUUAAGUCUUUGUAAAUGAGGAUGUUCCCCUUUACUCUCCAUAUCAGCUCACCUUUGUUUUACAUUUAUUUAGUCUCUAAAUUAACUGGUCCUUUGAAGUAAUUUGUACCUAGAGUGCUAGAAAAUCAUGUUUCUUGUCCUAAGUAGAGUUAAUCAGGGUAAUUGCGUAUCUGGAGUUGUUUCUAUCAUGUAAAUUGUGAUCAUUAUUUAAGAACUAAAUCCACUAAAGUGCUUUUUUACAGCUCUCUCCUAAUUGAAAAUAUCCUAAAGUUAUUUCUUAGAACACCAAUGGAGUAUGCCAAAUUUUAUAUAAAUUUUUCAGGUUCCCUAAGCUUCCAGGUUUUAAUAAUUAGAUAAUGAGAUGAAUUAAUGAGGUUUAUAUUUACAUACUUUAUUUCUCAGCAUUUAGCCCAUAUUAUUCACCAUAUGAGUGAAUCUGGAAUUGCUUGUCAUGUAAAAUCAUCAUGGUCUAUGAGUUUAUGAUAAGGCAAACGGUGUUAUUUCAUCUAAUUCAUUGCUUAGUGUGUUGUUUUUCCAUGAAUGAUUAUAUUGUGGUUAAUAUGUUAGCAUGGCAGUAUUUUCAGAUAGCUUUUUUUUGUUUUGGGAGAUUGGAGUUUUGGCAUUGGGGGGGAGGCAGUUAGUACUUUGCAUGAAAUACCUUACUCUAUAAUGAUGGAAUUGCCUUUUCUUUUGUGUUGUGAUUUUUUUUUUUUUUUUGAAGUGAAUUUAACUUUUUGUGCAAGUAGUGCUAUUAUACCCAUUUUGAGUGUCUUACUUGUACUGUAUCACAUUCCAUACCUUCAUUUAAUUCUUAAUAAACUUUUCACUUGUUUUUCUCAGUAGCAUGAUUAAUUACCAGAAUAGUAUAAAUGUGUUGAGUGGUCUUUGAGAAAAUGGGUUAAGAUUAAAAUAAACCAUAACUGCAGGAAAA
This is a messenger RNA of Galeopterus variegatus (Sunda flying lemur), 6079 nucleotides long. RefSeq names its product tankyrase, TRF1-interacting ankyrin-related ADP-ribose polymerase 2 (gene TNKS2). Lineage: Eukaryota; Metazoa; Chordata; Mammalia; Dermoptera; Cynocephalidae. The record is from RefSeq and is a predicted model, not a curated record. The coding region runs from base 1 to 3672 and encodes 1223 amino acids. Gene Ontology annotation, molecular function: protein binding; NAD+ poly-ADP-ribosyltransferase activity. The transcript is spliced from 27 exons.